Molecule: messenger RNA, 357 nt
Organism: Penicillium diatomitis
Lineage: Eukaryota; Fungi; Ascomycota; Eurotiomycetes; Eurotiales; Aspergillaceae
Exons: 2
Coding region: 1-357 (118 amino acids)
Source: RefSeq, a predicted model, not a curated record
AUGUCUCGGCCCCAUAUGGCCAUUCUCGCGAUGGCCCAGAGCAAAGGGCGUGUCGGAGCUUUUGGUCCAGGGAGGUCAAAAGGGUCCCUCUGGGGACAGUGGGGGAGACGCGGUGAGGACACCGACUCGGGGGCACGAAAACUUGCGGUGGCCCUGAAGAUUGCCAGAACACGCGAGAAGCGCGGUGAGUCUAACUGGGAAGUCAAUUUGGGAUGGAAACGCGUAAUGAAAGGACUGGAAGAUGGCUUAAGGAAAGAGGAUCUCAAAAGUGAGAACGGUGGCUAUAUUCAGCAAAUACUGAAAUUGAAUUGGUCUGGUAUUCGACUGUCGAGUGUCGACACUGUGCCACGGUGGUAA